Molecule: messenger RNA, 3127 nt
Organism: Rhinolophus ferrumequinum (greater horseshoe bat)
Lineage: Eukaryota; Metazoa; Chordata; Mammalia; Chiroptera; Rhinolophidae
Product: thyroid hormone receptor-associated protein 3-like
Biological process (GO): positive regulation of transcription by RNA polymerase II
Cellular component (GO): mediator complex
Molecular function (GO): DNA binding; transcription coregulator activity
Source: RefSeq, a predicted model, not a curated record
CUUCGGGCCAGUUGUGCCGUUGGGAGGCUGCAGCUGCGAUCGCUGCCGUGGGCCCAGAAUUGUAUCCUGCCUGUAAACUGGAGACGCCCGCGGCGCUGCCAGUGCUCCUUUGAGGUAGUGUCUGUCUGGGAUCUGGUGCAAGUCGAAUUGCUCAUAAGGUGUAAUUGAAAAGUGACUGACCCUCUCUGCAGCGAUGUCAAAAACAAACAAAUCCAAGUCUGGGUCUCGUUCUUCUCGUUCAAGAUCUGCAUCAAGAUCUCGUUCUCGGUCAUUUUCGAAGUCUCGAUCUCGAAGUCGAUCUAUCUCUCGUUCAAGGAAGCGCAGGCUGAGUUCUAGGUCUCCUUCCAGAUCAUAUUCUCCAGCUCAUAACAGAGAGAGGAAUCACCCAAGAGUGUAUCAGAAUCGGGAUUUCCGAGGUCACAACAGAGGCUAUAGAAGGCCCUAUUAUUUCCGUGGGCGCAACAGAGGCUUUUAUCCGUGGGGCCAGUAUAACCGCGGAGGUUAUGGAAACUACCGCUCAAAUUGGCAGAAUUACCGGCAAGCAUACAGUCCUCGUCGGGGCCGUUCCCGAUCCCGGUCCCCAAAGAGAAGGUCCCCUUCGCCACGGUCCAGAAGCCAUUCUAGAAACUCCGAUAAGUCUUCCUCUGACAGGUCAAGGCGCUCCUCGUCCUCUCGUUCUUCCUCUAACCACAGCCGAGUUGAAUCUAAGCGCAAGUCUGCAAAGGAGAAAAAGUCCUCUUCCAAGGACAGCCGGCCAUCUCAUGCUGCCGGGGAUAACCAGGGAGACGAGACCAAGGAUCAGACGUUCUCUGGAGGCACCUCUGAAGAUACAAAAGCAUCUGAGAUCUCGAAGCCAUGGGCAGAUGGCAGCACGUACAGUGCUGGUAGUGCAUCCCGGGCCUCGGCGGUCUCCGAGCUGAGUCCCCGGAGAAGCCCUGCUCUGAAAAGCCCCCUCCAGUCUGUGGUGGUGAGACGGCGGUCCCCGCGUCCUAGCCCUGUGCCAAAGCCUAGCCCUCCACUUUCCAGCACAUCUCAGAUGGGCUCAACUCUGCAGAGUGGUUCUGGGUACCAGGCUGGGACACACCAAGGUCAGUUUGACCAUGGCUCUGGGUCCUUGAGUCCAUCCAAAAAGAGCCCUGUGGGUAAGAGUCCACCGGCCACCAGCUCCACAUAUGGCUCGUCUCAGGAGGAGGAGGCCGCUGCUCCAGGAGGAGCAACAUAUACAAAGAGGUAUCUAGAUGAGCAGAAGACAGAGAAUGGAAAAGAUAAGGAACAGAAACAAACAAAUACUGAUAAAGAGAAAAUGAAAGAGAAAGGGAGCUUCUCUGAUAUGGGCUUGAGUGAUUCGAAAAUGAAAUCUGAUCUGUUUGCUCCCAAAACUGAUUCUGAGAAGGCUUUUCGGGGUAGCCAGUCUCCCAAAAGGUAUAAGCUCCGAGACGACUUUGAGAAGAAGAUGGCUGACCUCCACAAGGACGAGAUGGACGACCAAGAUAAGGACAAAGCUAAGGGGAGGAAAGAAUCUGAGUUUGAUGAUGAACCCAAAUUUAUGUCCAAAGUCAUAGCAGAUGCAAACAAAAACCAGGAGGAGGAGAAGUCAGGCAAAUGGGAGGGCCUGGUGUAUGCCCCUCCAGGGAAGGAAAAGCAGAGGAAAACAGAGGAGUUGGAGGAGUCGUCUUUCUCAGAGAGAUCCAAAAAGGAGGAUCGGGGAGGGCUCAAGAGAACCGAAAGUGGGCACAGGGGGUUCGUGCCUGAAAAGAAUUUCCGAGUGACCGCUUAUAAAGCAGUCCAGGAGAAAAGCUCAUCACCUCCCCCAAGAAAGACCUUUGAGAGCGGAGAGAAGCUAGGAGCCAAAGGAGAAAUUUCCACGCGGAAGUCUUCCUUUUCCAUAACUCGCGAGGCCCAGGUCAAUGUCCGGAUGGACUCUUUUGAUGAGGACCUUGCAAGACCCAGUGGCCUAUUGGCUCAGGAACGCAAGCUUUGUCGAGAUCUGGUGCAUGGCAACAAAAAGGAACAGGAAUUUCGUUCCAUUUUCCAACACAUACAGUCAGCUCAGUCUCAGCGGAGCCCCUCCGAGCUGUUUGCCCAGCACAUAGUGACCAUUGUCCACCACGUCAAAGAGCAUCACUUUGGGUCCUCAGGAAUGACAUUGCAUGAAUGCUUUACUAAAUACCUAAAGAGAGGAAGUGAGCAGGACGCAGCUAAAAACAAGAAAAGCCCAGAGAUACACAGGAGGAUAGACAUUUCCCCCAGUACAUUCAGAAAACAUGGUUUGGCUCAUGAUGAAAUGAAAAGUCCCCGGGAACCUGGCUACAAGACUGAGGGAAAAUACAAAGAUGAUCCUGUUGAUCUCCGCCUUGAUAUUGAACGUCGUAAAAAACAUAAGGAGAGAGAUCUUAAACGAGGUAAAUGAAGAGAAUCAGUGGAUUCCCGAGACUCAAGCCACUCGAGGGAAAGAUCAGCUGAGAAAACUGAGAAAACCCAUAAAGGAUCAAAGAAGCAGAAGAAGCACCGGCGAGCACGAGACCGGUCCCGGUCAUCAUCCUCUUCCUCCCAGUCAUCCCGCUCCUACAAAGCGGAGGAGUACACUGAAGAGGCGGAGGACAGAGAAGAGAGCAGCACGGGUUUCGACAAAUCAAGACUGGGGACCAAAGACUUUGUGGGUCCAAGUGAAAGAGGAGGCAGAGCCCGAGGGACCUUUCAAUUUCGAGCCAGAGGGAGAGGCUGGGGCAGAGGCACCUACUCUGGCAACAACAAAAACAGCAGCAACGAUUUUCAGAAAAGAAACCGGGAGGAGGAGUGGGACCCUGAGUACACUCCCAAAAGCAAGAAGUAUUACCUGCAUGAUGACCGUGAAGGCGAAGGCAGUUAGAAGUGGGUGAGCCGGGGUCGGGGCCGAGGAGCCUUUCCCCGGGGUCGGGGCCGAUUCAUGUUCCGGAAAUCCAGCACCAGUCCCAAGUCGGCCCACGACAAGUUCAGUGGGGAAGAAGGGGAGAUUGAAGAUGACGAGAGUGGGACUGAGAACCGAGAAGAGAAGGACAAUUUACAGCCCACCCCUGAAUAGGGGCCACUCUUGAUGGGAGUCCCACCCCAGGGGAGAGAGGCGCUGGGAAGAUGGCUGGCGAAGAGC